This is a messenger RNA of Ciona intestinalis (vase tunicate), 772 nucleotides long. NCBI's taxonomy places the organism in Eukaryota, Metazoa, Chordata, Ascidiacea, Phlebobranchia, Cionidae. The record is from RefSeq and is a predicted model, not a curated record.
UUAUUUUUGUUAUAUUUUUGACACAGAUUCAAGUUCAACGAGUAUAAACAAACUUUAACGUAAACUGCACGUUGAAUUUAUAGACUACUUGGUGAAAAUGAAAUUCUAAGCAGUAAAUAUUCUGUUCUUGAAAAGAAUUACCAGUGUAAAGAUAUGGCAGCCCUACUAAAGACUGUAAACAAUUUUGCGAGGUUGUCAAUACAUCAAAACACAAAAAGAACUCUGUCUCAAUUAUCUGUGAAUUUGCCACAAAAGAGUUUUUUGAAUAUACAAAAGGUUUCUAAAUGUUUUAAUAUUCCAUCAAAAAGUGGACUGCAAACAACAUGUGAAAAUAUGGCCAUGAAGAAACAGAGAAGUAAUUUCCUGACUUACGAAGAAAUAGAUCGUAGAAUGAUGUUGUACGGAGACGGGCAUUAUUUUAAAAAGAAGAAAAAGAAAUCUAAAAUGGAUGGAAGGCCACAGAUGAAGGGGGUUGUUCUCAAGGUGAUGAUCAAAAAGCCCAAGAAACCAAACAGUGCGAAUAGAAGAUGUUGCAAACUAAGGUUAAGCAAUGGAAAAGAGGUUACCGCGUAUAUUCCUGGGGAAGGACAUAAUCUUCAGCAACAUAAUGUGGUUUUGGUUCGUGGGGGAAAGAGACAAGAUUUAAUCGGGGUACACUAUCGAGUUAUGAGAGGUAAACUGGAUUGUGGACCCGUCAUCAAACGAACUUCAUAAACUGUUGGAAAUAAUAUGUGUAUGUUGAAAUAAAUGAAAAUCAUGCAAUGCCGUUUUA